Akanthomyces muscarius is the source of this 2655-nucleotide messenger RNA. RefSeq lists its product as uncharacterized. Bases 1 to 2655 code for a protein of 884 amino acids. NCBI's taxonomy places the organism in Eukaryota, Fungi, Ascomycota, Sordariomycetes, Hypocreales, Cordycipitaceae. The record is from RefSeq and is a predicted model, not a curated record. Gene Ontology annotation, cellular component: Sin3-type complex. The transcript is spliced from 2 exons.
AUGCCUAUCCCAGCGUCGCAGGACGGCCGGCACCAACACCAAGAGCCUUCCGCGCCAGCCAGAGGAAUCGAGCGUAUAAAGACUCGAGCUGGCGCCCGCGAUGGGCCAAACCCCUCCACAGAUGCGCAAAUCCAAGAUGCGGCGGCCCAAGCGCUGGCAACCGCCGUUAUACCCAGGAGACAUGUCAUCUUUCCUGAUCCCGUAGCCUUCAGAUUUCUCCAAAACGAACCCUACGUCUCUCUCGUCGAACGCCAAACCUUCCUCUCCGGAUACGAGCUCUAUCUCGUCGAACAGUGGGCAUGCUCUCGAAAAUCACCAACCCUAGUAGUAGCCACGCACACGGGCGACGAUAAAGACCGAAUCUCUGUUGGCAUUCUCGCUAUACCUGACGAUAAUGCAUUGUGGUCCACGAGAUUGCAGCUCUAUUUCAAUGCUGCCAACCAAUACCAUGCGCGUCCCAAGGAGACUGGCAUGGGACAGCUGCUGGUGACGAACCUGAGCAAUUUCCCUUCGUCCUUGACUGUUAUACCAGUCCCGGACGGUGAUAUUCGACGACACCGACAGACAUUCAUUGUCAAUGAAGACUUGAAACGCCUGGGAUGCGCUGGCCGGUCAGGUCUCACCCUGACUGAGCCACCCGAAGCGACACGGUCGAAAUUUCACCAGCUAUACAAGACAUCUGAACGCAUCCCUUUUAUGCAGUCCGUGACAGAACUGGUUAAGCUCUGCCAGGUUGCGCUGUACAUGUUCGAUAAGCUAGAGCCUGAAUACAUUGAUGGUCUACUUUGCGAUGUCACGGAAGCCGCCAUUGGCGACUGGUGGACAGAGAUUGGCGCUGAACACUACAACUAUGAGCCCUCUGAUGGCAUCCUGGGUCCUUCGACCGUUGCUGCGCUGCUUGGUAUGCUCAUGGGUGCCAGAAACCGUCUGGGCUGGCAGGGUGCUCCGGUCUCGAAAGAUGUUUUCGACAUUGAAAGCACGAAGCGCGGCAUUUCAUACUUUCAGAAAGCGCAAAAGCUGGACAAGACUCGACGGUUAGAUAGGCAAACCCUCUUCCGCCUCCAUAACUCUACUGCCAAAGCUGCCUCCGGCGAAGGGUGGGGCGUUCAGAAAGCUGUCAACUCGACAGUGACUGGAAUCGGCGGGAAGCGAGGUGAAAUUGUCAUGGACAUGGUUUCAGGCAAAGACAAGGGUGGCCUUGCCGACGUGGAAACGCUAGAUCUGGACAGGUUUAUCAAACUGGCCUACGGAGAGCAAUCAAAAUGGCUCUGGCAUGGCAAGCAACGGAGGGCUCCCCUAGGGUCGCGAGACUUGGAUCACGAGCUCGGUGGUCUUUUGCUCGGGCGCAGCGACGUAUCAAAUCCCGUGUCGCGUGCAGCAACUGCGCCACAGGUAGACGACGAAGCCGCCGUUGGGCGAUCAGACGAUCUCCAGGCGGCGACGCCCAGCAGAAUGGGCACAGGUGCUAGCUAUGACAGCUUUGGCGAUCGAGACGGUAGCCGCAGGGCUGUUUUCAAGAGCGUAGCAGGAAACGCCAAGUCUGGUCUGGGUCGUAUCAAGGAUGCCGUGGGGGGUAGCCGAAGAGGGCAUGGGCGAUGGCCAUCAAGCUCUAACAGAGAUGAUUUGCCUGAACAUUUGCAAGGCUUGAAUAUGGGCAUGGACAAUGCGCGCAGUUCUGGCAUCGUGAGCGGUCCUCCCACGGUGGGAAGAGCAUUCACGUGGAAGGAAAAGCCGGAAGAAUACCUGGCAGCUCUUCGCCGCGGUGACGCAUAUGCGCUUCGAGGACUGCAGGGCAACGUCUUGGAACCAGCUUCUGCCGACGCAGCAUUCUCUCACAGCGAGACUCAGGUAGGGCAUCUACCCAGGGGUCCCGACAAUGAGCACCUUGAAGCUCUCGGUGCGGAAGUUCGCGACGAAGUAUUGUCGCGGGCACCAUCGGCUGUUCGCUCCGCCGUCGACGAGACCGACUUUGAAGGACCGCUGCUAGAAUCCGAAAGGACAGGCGACCAAAGAUACUUGAGACUGUGCCGUCGACACAGCUCCCCGGCCCCUACCACGGUGGUCAAUUACACUCUAAACGAGAGUCGGUAUCCGCGACGGCUGUCUUUUUCCAACGCAGAGGAAGCCAUCCUUGACUGGGAAGAAAUCCUUCCCAUAAGCGACUCGGCCGAGAACGAUGCCGAUGCUGCGGCCGCGAAGGCAGAGAUCCUUGCGCAGUUGGCCCAGCAAGUGGACCUGAUGGUCAACGGUGUCGGGCCGUGGGUCGGCGAGAAGAUCAAGCUCGUGGAGGCGCUCGACGAGCGGUACGGCAAGGACGUGGCGGAGCUGCAGACGCACUACCGCCAGCUCAACGAGGCGUGCGAGCGCGUGCGCAUGGACUCGGAGGGCAUCAUCGCGGACGAGAAGCAGGGCCUCGAGCUCAGCAUUAAGGAGCUGGAGACGAUGGUGGCACAGCUCGAGUACGAGAUCAACGCGCUCGUGUUCAAGGUCCACGAGGUGGAGGAGGGCAUCGUCCUCUUUGAGCGGCAGGUCGUCGACGUGGAGAGCCGCGCGGACAAGCUCAAGACGCAGCUCGAGACGGAGAGCUGGCUGCACUGGUUUGUGAGGACCCUGACGGGCGUCGGGACGGGACCCAACAUUACACGCUCCUUGUAG